Molecule: messenger RNA, 1302 nt
Organism: Erigeron canadensis
Lineage: Eukaryota; Viridiplantae; Streptophyta; Magnoliopsida; Asterales; Asteraceae
Exons: 3
Coding region: 1-1302 (433 amino acids)
Biological process (GO): DNA integration
Molecular function (GO): nucleic acid binding
Source: RefSeq, a predicted model, not a curated record
AUGGAUUUCAUUAUGAAGUUACCUUGCACAAAGAACAACCAUAACUCUAUCUGGGUGAUAGUAGACAGACUGACGAAAUCAGCUCGUUUCCGUCCAAUUCGUGAUGACUAUCCGUUGGAAAGACUUGCAGAAAUCUAUAUAGAAGACAUUGUGACCAAGUACGGUGUCCCUUUGUCAAUCGUGUCAGACCGAGAUCCUCGUUUCACUUCUGACUUUUGGCAGUCACUUCAAGAAGCAUUAGGUACUAGACUGAACUUGAGCACUGCCUAUCAUCCACAAUCUGAUGGACAGAGCGAACGUACUAUUCAGACAUUGGAGGACAUGCUUCGUGCUUGUGCAUUAGAGUUCAAAGGGAGUUGGGACAAACAUCUCCCGUUGAUCGAGUUCUCGUACAACAACAGCUAUCACACUAGCAUACAGUGUGCACCAUUUGAGGCUUUGUAUGGAUGUAAAUGCAGAUCACCACUUUGUUGGCUUGACGCCGGUGAAAGAAGUUGGUUGGAACUCCCAGUCGUGCAGUACACUACUAACAAGAUCACCACUAUCAAAGAGAAGCUUAAAGCUGCUCGAGACAGACAAAAGUCGUACGCAGACAAACGCCAUAAACCUUUAGAAUUGCCAAGUUUCCUCGUGGAAAGGUACUGCCCGUUUCGGCAAGAAAGGCAAAUUGGCACCUCGAAGUGCUUGGCUGGCGACCCAACUGUCAUUCCUGUUAAGGAUGUUCACAUCGACGAGGGGCUUGAGUUCACUGAAGAGCCCAUCGAGAUCAUUGACAAGGAUGCUAAACGGACUAGACAAAGUAGAGUACCACUAGUACGUGUGCGAUGGAGUGCUAGGCAUGGGUAUAAGGACACUUGGGAACGUGAGGACUUCAUUAAGGAGAAGUACCCUCAUCUUUUCGAUCGCAGGAAAAAGAAGAUCUUUGUUAAAAUGUGUAACCUUGCUUCUUACUCUAAUGGAACCCUGGAAUUCUGUAAGAAUGUGCUGUUAUGCUUAUCUAAAGAUGAAGAGUCUGAUCAAAAGAAAGCUCUACUUGAUAAGGUAAUCAGCAAGAUUGAUAAGAGACUGGGUUUCAGAGAGAGUAUUAGAAUGAUAAGGGAGGCAAAGAAUGUUAAGAAGUCCAAGUAUGUUGAGAGAAGAAGGGGAGGAUGCUGGAUCAAGUAUGAACCUAGUAAUAUUUUGGGACCACAUAACAUUCCUCCUAGAGACUAUGAAGCAAACAUGGUGGUCCCCGAAGAUAAACCUGAAGGUGACAACUGGUUCUGGCAUUUAAACGAAAACAGACCAAAUACUCGAGCUUAA